CGCACUGGUAUUAUGGUUGAUAGUGGCAGCGGGACGAGCGACCUGUUGGCGCAGUAUAGGAAUAUAUCAAAUAAACUGAAAAAGAGGUUUCUGCGAAAGCCAAAUGUAACAGAAGCUAGUGAACAGUUUGGUGCUUUGGCAUUAAGAUGCGAACGAGAAGAACUCCCUCAGUAUGCUGGCUUGUGCUGGGCUGCAGCUGCUAGAUGUGAAGGUUCAUUGGGGAACAAUCCUGCAGAAGCCUGGGCUCUGGUGCGUGCUGCCAGGCAAUUCCUGUCAGCAGAAACCAAAGCAGCAUCUCUAGGCUGUACUGGUCCUGGUGCUGAUUACCUGCAGGCUGCUGCAAGUUGCUAUGGACAUGCUGCAAAUAGAUGGCAGCAGCACCAUGCAGCUGAGCAGCCCCCUAUUCCAGGUGCAGCAGUGCUUCCUUGCCCACUGUCCACAGGAUUAGCUGUUGAACUGGGUUUAGCACUGAAAAAUGACUUGCGACGUGUGGCAGAAGCUGCUACACAGUUCAAAUUAGCUGCACAACAAACUACAAGUCCACUUGACAGACUAAGCUGCCUAGGCCAUCUUGCAUCCUGCCGCAUUGAAUUAGGUGAUUAUGACGGUGCUUUGAAUGUAUUCAGUGAGAUGGUUCGUGUUGCAAAUCAAGGGAGUAAACCACCAAUGGGUGUAUACAGUGAUGUUCUGCACAGGUGUGAAGUGACACGUGUACUUUUGCUACUCAUUCUUCAGCCUGCUGCCCAACGACUUCCACCUGAUUUGGGACAAGUGCUCGAAAAGUAUGCAUGGGAAGCUGGUGGAAAUGUACCUGUGAAUUAUCUGAGUGAAGAUGAAUUUAUUCUCCUCCAGUCAUUGGUAAUGGCCUGUCAGUCAAAAGACUGUGAAUCUUUGCAAGAGCUGGAAGCACAGUUGUGGCCAUAUCUAACAGCUGAACAGCGUGGUUUACUACGCACAUUAGUUUGCCAUAUGACUACGUGAAGGUUGUGACUCAGGGCUGUUACACGUUGGAUUAAUCUUCUGUAAGGAGUUCUUAAUUGUUGUUGAAUGAGGUGCUGAAUAUACUUAACGAAAAUAAUUUGUGUGUAAGGUUGGUAUUUGCAUCAGAGAAUGUAUUCAAAUGUUUAAGAUGAAAUGUGUUGCAAAUAUAUGAAAAAAUUGUUGAGUCUGUAUCAUAUUUAUUAUAGAUCAGAUCUUAUAAAUGAAUUAAAGAUAUUUUCAUAGAUACUCAAUGAAAUAGUGGUUUUAAAACCAGGACUGUUUUUUUUUUUUUUUUUUUUUUUUGAUAAUGGUAACUACAUGUAUAGUCUUCUCUCACAUGACAUAUGCUGCCUCUUUGUACUGGUCUGAUAUUAUGAACCAUAUUGUGUUGGUUACAAGUAUGCAACAGUAUUUGCAAGAUACCUGUUAUUUACAAAAUUCUUCAUGUUCUUGUGCUGAAUAUGUACUUCUGUGACAAGAAAUUCACACAUCUCCAGAUUACACUAGAUGAAUAAAACAUGUUUGUACUUCCUGAUA
Schistocerca gregaria is the source of this 1518-nucleotide messenger RNA. RefSeq names its product 40-kDa huntingtin-associated protein (gene Hap40). The transcript has 7 exons. The record is from RefSeq and is a predicted model, not a curated record. The coding region runs from base 13 to 981 and encodes 322 amino acids. Gene Ontology annotation, molecular function: protein binding. Gene Ontology annotation, cellular component: early endosome. NCBI's taxonomy places the organism in Eukaryota, Metazoa, Arthropoda, Insecta, Orthoptera, Acrididae. Gene Ontology annotation, biological process: vesicle cytoskeletal trafficking.